CAUCGCACCACUUUCCACCAUUCCGCCAUCAACCACAGCACAAGCACAAGCACGAGCUCAGCUCACUGCUAGGUAAGCUCGCUGCACCUCCUGUCCACACAAUACCUACCACCUAGAUACCCUCUCUCCUCCGCUCCGAACACGUUCCAAGCACUUGGACUCCAUCGCGAACCUCUCGCUGGAACGACCGCCAGCGUCUCAUCCAGACCCCGUUAUCUGACAGUCGCUCACAGCCACGUAAAUCGUCCACACGCACACUCGAUCGUCAACAUGGGGCUCAAGGGAGUUCACUUCGGUGGCGGCAACAUUGGUCGUGGCUUCGUCGCCGAGUUCCUGCACAACUCUGGCUACGAGGUCGUCUUCGUGGACGUCAUGGACAGCAUCAUUGAACAACUACAGAAAACGAAGAGCUAUGAGGUGACAGAAAUUGGCUCAGACGGCGAGCACAAGUUCACGAUUGACAACUACCGGGCAAUCAACUCCAAGUAUGAGCUGGAGAAGGUCAUCGAAGAGAUUGCUACUGCCGACGUCGUCACAUGUGCUGUUGGUCCCAACGUCCUUAAGUUCAUCGCAGACCCCAUUGCCAAGGGUAUUGAGGCUCGCAAAGCAGACAGUCCACUCGCCGUCAUUGCCUGCGAGAACGCGAUUGGUGCCACAGACACGCUUCGUGGCUUCAUCGAGCAGAAGCUCUCGCCCGAAACGCUCAAGAACAUUGCCCCCAAGGCAGCAUUCGCAAACUCGGCUAUUGAUCGUAUUGUACCAAUCCAGGACGAAGGCGCAGGCCUGAACGUCAAGAUUGAGAAGUUCUACGAGUGGUGCGUCGAGGAGAAACCAUUCAAUGGAAAACCACCGGCGAUCAAGGGUGUUCACUUCGUGGAAGACCUAGAGCCAUACAUUGAGCGUAAGCUCUUCACUGUCAACACGAGUCAUGCCACAGCCGCAUACUACGGCCAUCAGGCUGGCAAGCAGUACAUCCACGAGGUUCUCGAGGACAAGAAGCUUCACGAUAUUGUCCAGGGUGUUCUCGAGGAGACUGCACACCUAAUUUGCACCAAGCACAACCACAUCAGCAAGGAGGAGCAGAACGACUACGUCCAAAAUAUCGUCAAACGCAUCUCGAACCCCGUCCUCAAGGACAACGUCGAACGUGUCGGUCGGGCACCUCUCCGCAAGCUCUCGCGCAAGGAACGUUUUAUCGGUCCCGCUGCCCACCUUGCUGAAGCCGACGAAAAGGUCGAUAACCUGCUUGGUGCUAUUGAGCAGGCACUCCGCUUCCAGAACGUGAAGGGAGACGACGAGUCGUUCGAGCUGGCCAAGAUCAUGAAGGAGAACGAUGCGAAAGCGGUGACGAUCAAGCUGACUGGUCUCGAGGAGAGCCACCCUCUCUUUUCCAGGGUAGAGGCAUGCGUCAAGAAGGUUCAAACUGGUUAGCAGCCGCCGAAUCGAGGGCAAGUGUACGAGACCCGGAACACGCACCGGUUACUUCAGGACCUGAUGCGGACAGACACUUCCGACUCAUCGACAGCUUCCACCCCAAAGGCACUUGUGGAGGAGGAGGAAGAUGAUGAUGAUGAGAUAUGAUAGCAUGACAUUGAGAUACCAAAAGCGAGUAGUAGCCAGCGUCGAUAAUAGCAGCCCGCGGCAACGACAAUGAUGAGAUGACCGUCUACUCUGACUCCC
Sphaerulina musiva SO2202 is the source of this 1680-nucleotide messenger RNA. RefSeq names its product mannitol 1-phosphate dehydrogenase 1. The transcript is spliced from 3 exons. Bases 271 to 1431 code for a protein of 386 amino acids. The record is from RefSeq and is a predicted model, not a curated record. Gene Ontology annotation, biological process: mannitol catabolic process. Lineage: Eukaryota; Fungi; Ascomycota; Dothideomycetes; Mycosphaerellales; Mycosphaerellaceae. Gene Ontology annotation, cellular component: cytosol. Gene Ontology annotation, molecular function: mannitol-1-phosphate 5-dehydrogenase activity.